CCAGAGAGACAGACCCCCAACCAGGCACCUGGGAGACCACCAGGAAGGUGCAGGACACCACAGGUUCAGAGCAACACCAGAGAGACAGACCCCCAACCAGGCACCUGGGAGACCACCAGGAAGGUGCAGGACACCACAGGUUCAGAGCAACACCAGAGAGACAGACCCCCAACCAGGCACCUGGGAGACCACCAGGAAGGUGCAGGACACCACAGGUACAGAGCAAGACCAGAGAGACAGACCCCCAACCAAGACACCUGCGAGACCACCAGGAAGGUACGAGACAGCACAGGUACAGAGCAAGACCAGGGAGACAGACCCCCA
Messenger RNA from Staurois parvus, 324 nucleotides. The record is from the annotation of a GenBank genome assembly. NCBI's taxonomy places the organism in Eukaryota, Metazoa, Chordata, Amphibia, Anura, Ranidae.